AAACUCUCUUCCUUACUUCUCCCCCACUAUCACUCAACUCUCAAUUCAGGUACUUAACAAUCUCUCUUCAGAUCAGAACCUUGAAGAAUUCAUCCAUGGCGUUAGAAGCUCUUAACUCACCUACUACGCCUUCUCCUCAUCCUUUCCCCUUCGAAGAACCCGCUAAUCUCCACUGCCUUGAGUCAUGGACCAAACGCAAGCGCUCCAAACGACCCCGUUUCGACCAUAUCCCAACAGAGGAAGAGUACCUUGCUCUCUGUCUCAUCAUGCUCGCUCAAGGUGGUGCUGCUGCUACUGCACCAUCUCCGGCUUCCACCAGGACUGUCGACUCCCACCGCCAGCGCUCCCCGAUUCCGUCUGUGCCAGUAGCGGCUGCGGAGGAGAAGGUUAGCUACAGAUGUAGUGUCUGUAACAAGGCUUUUCCUUCUUACCAAGCUCUCGGCGGUCACAAGGCUAGUCACAGGAAACUAGCAGCCGGAGCCGAUGACGGUCAGUCAACUUCCACAACCACCACAACCUCUGCAACUACCAUGGCCGGUACUGGUAAAUCGCACGAGUGCUCCAUCUGCCACAAGUCCUUUCCCACCGGCCAGGCUCUCGGUGGUCACAAGCGCUGCCACUACGACGGCGGUGCCGCCAACAGCGCCGUGACUUCCUCCGAGGGCGUCGGGUCGACCAACAACGUCAGUCACGGCCACGUCAGCCACCGCGACUUUGACCUCAAUCUCCCUCCUCGGCCGAAUUUCUUCAUUUCCAGAGACGUCGAUGAAGUGAUCAGCCCCAUGCCGAUCAAGAAACCCCGCCUACUGAUUGCAACCACCAACACCGAAUCCUCUCAAGAAGCUCAUCAGUGAAUUAAUUUGUCAUUAGGUUAAUGAAUUUAGGCAAAUCGGAGACUGAUUUCCGCGCAGAAUUUGUUAUUUUUCUUUUCAUAUUUAAAUUUUUUAGGGGUGGCAGCGAAAUUUUUCCUGUACAUAUAGGACUGUGCUAGCAAAUUAUCAGAAUUUUUAUUCUUAUUCAAUUAAAUUGAUUUAUUCUAUUUUUCU
Molecule: messenger RNA, 1046 nt
Organism: Carica papaya (papaya)
Lineage: Eukaryota; Viridiplantae; Streptophyta; Magnoliopsida; Brassicales; Caricaceae
Gene: STZ
Product: salt tolerance zinc finger
Biological process (GO): regulation of DNA-templated transcription
Cellular component (GO): nucleus
Molecular function (GO): transcription cis-regulatory region binding; DNA-binding transcription factor activity
Source: RefSeq, a predicted model, not a curated record